Triplophysa rosa is the source of this 2624-nucleotide messenger RNA. It is a transcript of the gene gch1, whose product is annotated as GTP cyclohydrolase 1. Bases 106 to 891 code for a protein of 261 amino acids. Gene Ontology annotation, molecular function: GTP cyclohydrolase I activity; GTP binding; zinc ion binding. The record is from RefSeq and is a predicted model, not a curated record. NCBI's taxonomy places the organism in Eukaryota, Metazoa, Chordata, Actinopteri, Cypriniformes, Nemacheilidae. Gene Ontology annotation, biological process: tetrahydrobiopterin biosynthetic process; tetrahydrofolate biosynthetic process. The transcript has 6 exons. Gene Ontology annotation, cellular component: cytoplasm.
AGAUUGACAACCGGUAGACUUCAUAAAAUCUGUCCAUCACACAUUAAAUAGAAAACACACAGUAUCUUUAAAACAGACUUUAAGAAACUAAGGAAGGCGAACUGUAUGUUUCAGGCAAACAUGGAGCGCACUAAACAGACACAAAGUGAAAAUGAAACGGCAGGUACAGACACCGCGAUGAAUGGACUGCACUUUGACGCGCGGGUGAAAAUGCCCGGCUGGAGCACGAUGCCCAAGAGCGCAGGAGGUGCCGGCGGGAGCGCGAGCACCGCGUCGUCCUCCGUGAUGGAGAGCUGGCGAGAGGAGCGCACUCGCAGCGUGGAGGACAAUGAGAUGAGUCUGCCGAGCAUCGCCGCCGCUUACACGACAAUCCUCCGGGGACUCGGGGAGGAUCCGCAGCGGCAGGGACUUCUCAAAACUCCGUGGAGAGCCGCCACUGCCAUGCAGUUCUUUACCAAGGGCUAUCAAGAAAAAAUCAUCGAUGUCCUGAAUGACGCAAUAUUUGAUGAAGAUCACGAUGAGAUGGUGAUUGUGAAGGAUAUUGACAUGUUUUCCAUGUGUGAGCAUCAUUUGGUUCCUAUUUUUGGUCGGGUGCACAUAGGUUAUCUUCCAAACAAGAGGGUUCUUGGUCUAAGUAAACUUGCACGGAUUGUUGAGAUAUACAGCAGAAGACUGCAAGUUCAAGAGCGAUUGACUAAACAGAUCGCUGUGGCGAUCACUGAAGCACUACAGCCUGCUGGUGUCGGCGUUGUUAUUGAAGCAACUCACAUGUGCAUGGUCAUGAGGGGCGUUCAGAAGAUGAACAGCAAGACGGUGACCAGCACCAUGCUUGGCGUGUUCAGAGAGGACCCCAAGACACGUGAUGAGUUCCUGACCCUGAUCAGAAGCUGAGACGGUCCGUUCUCUCCCCUCCACUGCCAAAACACUCGAACCAGCCCUCUUCUCUAAUGCCUCGCUGGACCAUCUCCGGUUCUGCCCCCAGAACAGACACUGCUGCUGUGUAUCAUAGUGUCCCACCCGUCUGCGGGGCGGUGCCCUCAGUAAAUCCAUCUCUCCUGUUUCAUGCGUGUGUGUUUUUAUGUGUGUGUAUGUCUUGGAGGUUUUGUGCCGUGUGGUUCAUCAGAUGACAAGUUUAUUCUUUGGAGAUGUGGGGGAUGUUUGACACGAGUGGGGUUAUUGGAAGCGUUGCAGGACAUCUUUGAUAAAACAGCACAAUUCGACCUCACUAAACUGUCAAGCACCAAACUCAACCAAAUGUGUUUACAUGUCUUUCCUGUCGGGUCACAUUUGCGCACUAUUAAACGCAAUCGAGUUGCCGGUGAGGCAUGAGAAAGGGUUUUAUUUUAACAUGUUUUUGUGUUACAAAAACAUUUACAGGUGUAAUCUGGACAAGACAUACUGUAGCGGUACUACGGCGAAACCAGAAUACCGUGAUAUUGAUCAACCCGAUCACAUACCGUGAUAUUCACACGGUACUCCAAGGAAUUUCAAAGAUUACUACGGUAUUACCAGAAAAGCAUAGAUUUACCAUUGUACCUUUUCCCAAAAUGCAUGGCACAACAAUGGUUACUGAAUGAUUACGCUAUUAAAAUACCAUGAUAUUCAAAUACCGUCCUGAUCUUUUCAUGCAAUAUUUAAUGUGUCCUGUGCAUCAGUCAAUAUUUCUGCCCAGACUCAAAGUAUCAUCUGUUCUUACGCUUGAUAAAGCAAAGUGUUCAUUUCAUCCUGUUGUUUAUAGUAUUUACAUACUAACAUGUUUCGUGCAACAUUGUUACUUUAAACUGUAAGCUGUCAGAAAUUGGAUGUUGUUUGUUAAAGUGAUGACCAGAUCCAGCCUUGUAAAUGUUCUGGCUUCAUGUGAUCGAUAUUGUUUGCGCUUUGAAGGUCGUCUUUAUUACUUGUGGGGUGAAAUGACCAAAGGUGCAGUCAAGGUCAACGCAGUCUGUGAUUUUGCACAUUUUAAGAGUUAUACAUUAUAUGCUUGAUUGCCAACUACAUAGAGUACGUGUAUUGAUAAAUGUGUUCUUUGUCAUUGCAAAUGUGAUUAAAACAUGACGGAAACCUACCAACUAACGUGAGAUAAGAUUUGACAUUUGUAGAACAUAUUUUGUACAUUUACUCGUACACGUUUACCCUGUUUGGGUUCUUAUAAGUGUUUUGAGCUACAGCAGAAUAUUAACUUUCUAAAUGUAUUAUUUUAGAAAAAAAGUAAAAUGUACUGGUUUUAUUGAUACUGUUGUAUUGCCUGUGUACCCAUCUUGUUCUUAUUUUGAAAAGUUCAAUUUUGAUGUGCUUGUAAACUCUGAAGACGAUGUUUCAGUGUCAUGUUCACUUCAUAGCAGUAGAUUGAUUGAGAAAAAAGGACUUGAUAUUGCAAACUCUAUAGCGUUUAUUCAUGUGGCCUUCUUUAAAAGAAAGACUCGACGAGCCUUUCGAAUAUUUCAGACUAUACACAGUAAAAUCGGCAGUGUUAAAAAAGGUCAAAUUAACACUCACGGUGUAUAUAUAAUCCACACUCUCAAAGUGGAUCAUAUAAACACUGUGAGAGUUAAUUUGACCCUUUUUAACACUGGCGAUUUUGCUGUGUACAACUGAUGUAUUGUCAUUUUCAGCUUAAAUAAAUC